GUAGAUCUCAGCAAGAAUCUUAACCGUUGUGUCCGGUAACCGGUCAAUAGAGCCAUUUAUCUAUAAAUGCAGGGUUUUGAAGAGCAGAAAAGCCGUCCCAAGUCUAGACUGUAUAAAGCCAACAAUCUAGAUCUGAACCGAGACACUUGCCCCAGUCAUUCAACCUUGUGUGCAGUUUGAUAAGAUGGAGACCUUUCUAUUCACCUCUGAAUCUGUGAACGAGGGUCACCCCGACAAGUUGUGCGACCAGAUCUCUGAUGCAGUACUUGACGCCUGCCUUGAGCAGGAUCCUGACAGCAAGGUUGCCUGUGAGACAUGCACCAAGACCAACAUGGUCAUGGUCUUUGGGGAGAUAACCACCAAGGCCAACGUAGACUAUGAGAAGAUCGUUCGUGAUACAUGCCGCUCCAUUGGAUUUAUUUCUGAUGAUGUGGGUCUUGAUGCUGACAAUUGCAAAGUCCUGGUCAACAUUGAGCAACAGAGCCCUGAUAUUGCCCAGGGUGUUCACGGACACUUCACCAAGCGCCCUGAGGAGAUCGGUGCUGGUGACCAGGGCCAUAUGUUUGGUUAUGCCACUGACGAGACCCCUGAAUUAAUGCCUUUAAGCCAUGUUCUUGCAACCAAGCUUGGUGCUCGCCUCACGGAGGUUAGGAAAAAUGGCACCUGCCCUUGGCUAAGGCCUGAUGGUAAGACCCAGGUCACUGUGGAGUACUACAAUGAGAAUGGUGCCAUGGUUCCAGUCCGUGUUCACACUGUUCUCAUCUCCACCCAACAUGAUGAGACUGUCACAAAUGAUGAAAUUGCUGCUGAUCUAAAGGAACAUGUCAUCAAGCCUGUCAUCCCGGAGAAGUACCUUGAUGAGAAGACCAUCUUCCACCUUAACCCAUCAGGUCGAUUUGUCAUUGGUGGCCCUCAUGGUGAUGCUGGUCUCACUGGACGUAAGAUCAUCAUUGACACCUACGGUGGCUGGGGAGCCCAUGGUGGAGGUGCCUUCUCUGGAAAAGACCCUACCAAGGUUGAUAGGAGUGGUGCUUACAUUGUUAGGCAGGCCGCCAAGAGUAUUGUAGCAAAUGGUCUUGCUCGUAGGUGCAUUGUUCAAGUCUCAUAUGCCAUUGGGGUGCCUGAACCCUUGUCUGUUUUUGUUGAUACAUAUGGAACCGGCAAGAUUCCUGACAAGGAGAUCCUUAAGAUUGUAAAGGAAAACUUUGACUUCAGGCCUGGAAUGAUCACCAUCAACUUGGAUCUCAAGAGGGGUGGUAAUGGCAGGUUCUUGAAGACAGCAGCAUAUGGACACUUCGGAAGGGACGACCCAGACUUCACUUGGGAAGUUGUGAAACCUCUCAAGUGGGAAAAGCCGCAAGCUUGAGAUUGAAUUGGAUUCUACUAUCCCUACCGUGCGAGCUUUGCUUUUCUGGGUAGUGGAUGAAUAAUUUGGAUGUUUUUUGCUGGUGUUCUAUAAGCCUAAUCGAGACCUAUUGUUUUAAACACAUACAUGUGCCCUAUUCAAUUGCUUUAUCUGGCCUUUCUUUUUUUUCUCGUUUUGAUUUAAUGUAUCAUGUUACCAAUAUUGUGAUAUGAUAAUGUAAUAGAAAUUUGCCCAAAUUGGUGACACUGGUAGUAGUAAAAGUUGGGGCAAGUUGUACUAAUCUUUUCUUUGGCUAAAGCGAAUCAUUGUUCUGAUUAA
Molecule: messenger RNA, 1684 nt
Organism: Mangifera indica (mango)
Lineage: Eukaryota; Viridiplantae; Streptophyta; Magnoliopsida; Sapindales; Anacardiaceae
Product: S-adenosylmethionine synthase 1
Exons: 2
Coding region: 185-1366 (393 amino acids)
Biological process (GO): S-adenosylmethionine biosynthetic process
Cellular component (GO): cytosol
Molecular function (GO): methionine adenosyltransferase activity; ATP binding
Source: RefSeq, a predicted model, not a curated record